Messenger RNA from Westerdykella ornata, 2070 nucleotides. Its product is annotated as TPR-like protein. The record is from RefSeq and is a predicted model, not a curated record. Bases 1 to 2070 code for a protein of 689 amino acids. The transcript is spliced from 4 exons. Gene Ontology annotation, molecular function: protein binding. Lineage: Eukaryota; Fungi; Ascomycota; Dothideomycetes; Pleosporales; Sporormiaceae.
AUGGUGUUACCUUCGCUCUUUGGUAAAUCCUCCAAGAAGUCGUCAUCCUCCUCCUCGUCGUCGCCGUCCAAGAACCCGCCAGAGACUCCCUCGUUGCACCCCGGCUCGCCGUCGCAGCACAAUAACCCAGGAACCCCUCCCUCAUCCCCGGACAAGAAAUCUCACAACCGCCUCAAGGAUCGCGACCGCCGCUCAUCUUCCUACUCUUCUCGCCGCUCCUCCAAGUACGACCGCGACUCCCACCCGCUCAACCUCCCUCCCGACGAGCUGCGGAGGCUCUCCUCUUCCGCCAUGUCGCAGAUGAACAAUCACGACCAGGCCACCCCCGAGCCCAUGGACAUCGACAGGGAAACCACUACCUCGCCCAGCAACACUAAGACUACGCCCAACGGCACCGCCGCUACAAAUGGCGAUUACCAGGACGCCCGCCCUGCUCCUCCGCCCCAUCGCUACACCACGAGUCCCCCGCCGCAGUCAGCCAAUUAUGCCGCCACUCCCGAGGCCGCCUCGCCGCCUGCACAGGCCCCGACCAUAGACGCCGAAUCGUACAAGGCAGCGGGGAACAAGUUUUUCAAGAUCAAGGACUAUGCACAGGCGAUCAAGGAGUACACAAAAGCUAUCGAAGCCGACCCUAAAAAUGCCACAUACUACUCCAACCGCGCCGCUGCCCUCAUGUCCGCGAACCGAUUUGUCGAGGCAUUGGAAGACUGCAAGACGGCCGAUGAGCUCGAGCCCGGUAACAUGAAGAUCCUACUGCGGUUAGGGAGGCUAUACACUAGCUUGGGGAGGCCGGAUGAGGCGCUCGCAGUAUUCGAUUCGAUUGACCCUCCAUGCACGGCAAAGGAUAAGCAACCGGCGCUGAACAUGAAGAAGCAUUUGCAGCAAGCACAGGAGAUAUGCGCCAAUGGCGGAGCCGGCUCGAUGGUGAUACAUGCUCUCAAUGAGGCUGAGAAGGGGCUAGGUGUUGGUGUCGAGCGGCCAAGGAAAUGGAUGCUCCUCCGAGGAGAGGCACAUCUCAAGAUGGGCAACAUGAAUGCGCUCGGAGAGGCCCAGAAUGUCGCCAUGUCCCUACUACGGAGCAACAGCCAGGAUCCGGAGGCCCUGGUACUACGCGGCCGUGCCCUGUACGGGCAGGGCGAGAACGAGAAAGCCAUUCAGCACUUUAGGCAAGCUCUGAACUGCGACCCGGACUUCAAAGACGCAGUCAAGUACCUCCGCAUGGUACAGAAACUCGAUCGCACGAAGGAGGCCGGAAACGCGGCAUUUAAAGCCGGCCGCUACCAAGAAGCCAUCGACACCUACACCACCGCACUCGAAAUCGACCCCUCCAACAAGAACACAAACUCCAAGAUCCUCCAGAACCGCGCCCUCUGCCACACCCGCCUACAAAAUUGGACCCAGGCCAUCGCUGACUGCGACAAGGCGCUCGAGCUCGACCCAGGAUACACAAAGGCCCGCAAGACGCGCGCCAAAGCUCUCGGCGAGUCAGGAAACUGGGAGGAAGCUGUGCGGGAGUACAAAGCCAUCCAGGAAGCUAAUCCCUCGGAGCCCGGCAUCGCCAAGGAGAUCCGCAAUGCAGAGCUCGAACUCAAGAAGAGCAAGCGCAAGGAUUACUACAAGAUUCUCGGCAUCAGCAAGGAUGCAACGGAGCAAGACAUCAAGAAGGCGUACAGGAAAUUGGCGAUUGUGCAUCAUCCGGACAAGAAUCCGGAUGAUGACCAGGCGGCGGAGAGGUUCAAGGAGAUUCAGGAGGCGAAUGAGACAUUGAGCGAUCCUCAGAAACGCGCGCGCUACGAUUCCGGCGAAGAUCUCAUUGACCCCAGCGAAAUGUUCAGCGGCGGUGGCUUUGGCGGCAUGGGAGGUAUGGGCGGCGGCGUCCAGAUCGACCCUGAAAUGCUGUUCAAUAUGUUCGGCGGCAUGGGCGGCGGAGGCAUGGGCGGUGGUCGUCCUGGUGGAGGCGGCUUCUCCUUCUCCACCGGCGGAGGCCACCCGUUCGGUGGCAUGGGCGGCAUGGGCGGUAUGCCUGGUGGUGCUGGGGGUCGUCAAUACCAGGGCGGUUUCCCGUUCUAG